UAUCUUAAUAAUAUACUUAUCUUCUCCAAAAUGAUAGAUAAAUACCGGAAGUACGUAAGAGUAGUACUAGACGUAUUAUAUAUAUAUAAGCUAUUAGUUAACAAGGAAAAGAGUAAAUUCUAUAUUAGGAAAACGGUAUUUUUAGGAUAUAAAAUAUCCCUAGAAUAA
This is a messenger RNA of Thermothelomyces thermophilus ATCC 42464, 168 nucleotides long. RefSeq lists its product as uncharacterized. The annotation marks the transcript as partial. The record is from RefSeq and is a predicted model, not a curated record. Lineage: Eukaryota; Fungi; Ascomycota; Sordariomycetes; Sordariales; Chaetomiaceae. The transcript has a single exon.